CUCUUGUACAAAUUAUUGUUUUCAGUGUUUUUAUUUUUCUCUUUUUUUGUUAAUCAUUAAUUUCUUCGUUACAAUGAACCUUAAAUAAUGCUAUUUUUCAUUUCUUUUUCUAAAGCGGCAGAUAAGGGAGUGGUAAAUUUCGAAACUAAGAUUUAUUAUUUUGAUUUGUUGGUGUCUUUUAUACCCAUUAAAGCUAAAAUAUAGUUGACUUUCUAAAACUAAAAUAUAGUUUAUAUAGUGGUAAAUUUAGAAACUUAUUUUGUUUGCAUAUCUUAUUUAUUCUUUACUCGGUGUGUUAUUUUUGUCCAUUAUUGUGCCAAACAAUGAACACACAUUUAUACUUUACUGACGUGAAAUAGGCAUAAUAAGAGUUACCUUCUGAAAGCAAAAAGACAAUUGUCUUUUUGAAUAUCUUAAUUAAAAUAAAGCAAAUUUGGUUUUAGCUGCUUUAGGCACUUUUCCAUUUUGAUUUUAUGUUUUAAUUGUUAAUUUAUUUUUUGUCUUUUUCGUAUUUGUAAAUUAAAAAAUAUUUUUUUUUAGACUUCUGAGAGCAUCUAAGCCUACUUGCUUAAGAAGUUCCACUUCCUGUUGCUUAAUCUAUUAUUUAUGUAUUUAAAAUUGAUGCAUUGAGUUUAAAAUUAACACGUUGAAAGUUUUUCUUAAUGAAAAAAGUUAAUUUUUAAGGUGCAUUAAAUUUAUUUGUAACUUAUAAACAUUUGUCUGUUAAUCUGCAAAUUGAUAUUGCUCUGUAAUUGUGUAGUUACAUAGCAGUUAUGAAGAUUUUAACUGCUGUAACAUAGGUAUAUACCAAUAGUAUAUAUUUUAAUUAGUAUAUAUUUUAAUUGGUUUAUUUUUUAAUUAAAACAAGGUUCCCAUGGUCUUGAAAAAGCCUUAAGAAGUACUUGAAUUUAAUUUUGAUUUUCAAGGGCCCCCAAAGAGUACUUGAAAAUAAUGCUAAGUCCUUGAAAUAUUCGAAAUGGACUUGAAAAUUAUCAGAAACUCGCAAAAAUCGCCCUAUUUCUGGCAUUUAUGUGUUGAACUUUUCACGCAUGCGCGUAUGAACAAAAGAAUGACUUUUCCACCUUUCAGACGAUGAUGACGUAAUGCUCUUCGCUCUUAUCAGUUGUUGACGUCACGAUUUCCCUCUUGCCAACGCAAUCGUUAACAAAGACUGAUUUGACUGGUAACUCAAGGAGGAUAAGUUAUAUAUCAAUAUAUUUUUACUGCAUUAAUUCAUAUCGCUGUGUUAACACGUUGGUUUGUUGUUCGUAUUUUUCCUCGGUAGUACAUUCAGGCUAUUGUUUAUUAGUUCAAAUAAAAUAAUGGGUAAAUGUGUUUUUAACGUUUUGUGGUUAAAUAAGCCAGAAUAUAGUGACUGACUGAAGCAAGGCGAUGGAAAGUAUAAAGCAUCUUGCCGAUUAUGCUCAAAGGAAUUUGAUGUCUCAAAAAUGGGAGAAUCAGCCCUGCGAUCCCACAAUGAAGGUAAAAAGCACAAAGAUCUUUUGAAGAAUCUCAAGGCAUCAAGCCUUAAAAAUUUUGUUGAGCACAAGCAGGUACUGAAUAUUGAGCAACCAGUGCCCAGUUCCUCUACAAGUAGCAUAUCUCAAGAAGCAGUGCCUUCUUCUAGUGCUGUUGUGAAUUUUGGCACUACUGAUAGUACACAUGCUGAGAUAAGAUGGGUGCUAAAGUGCGUUGAAAAUAAUUAUUCUUUUGAUUCAUGUCAAACAAUUGCCGAUUUAUUUAAAGACAUGUUUAGCGACAGUGUGAUUGCCAGAUCUUUUUCUUGUGGGGCCAAUAAAGCUUCGUAUUAUUUGUGUUUUGGCUUAGCACCAUAUUUUAAGUCACAAGUUUUUGAGAGCUGUUAACUCUCAGGUGACUAUUGGGUAAUGUUCGAUGAGAGCUUAAAUAUGUCUCUGCAAUCCAAGCAGUUGGAUGUUUUGGUCAGAUUUUGGGGUGAUGAAAAUGUUGUCACUAAGUACAUUGAUUCAAGUUUUUUAGGCCAUUCUACAGCUGAUGUCACGGUGUCUCAUCUUCUCACCACCAUCAGCAAAUUGGAUUUUUCCAAUUUAAUGGGGGUUUCUAUGGAUGGACCUUAUGUAAAUUGGAAGAUCUUUGAUUUAAUUUAAACGAACUUAAAAAAUCAAUUCGGAUGUCAAAUACCAAAUAUAGGUAGUUGUAGUCUUCAUGUUGUGAAUAACGGCUUUAAAAGAGGAUUUGUUGAGACGCAAUGGCAUUUGGAUGAUUUUUUGAGAAGCCUUCAUUGGCUAUUUAAAGAUGCUCCAGCAAGGAAAGAAGACUUUUUAGAAACCUCAGAAAGUAAAUUGAUGCCUCUUAAAUUUUGUGGCCAUAGAUGGCUAGAGAAUGACCCAGCUGCACAAAGAACUUUAGAUAUUUUGGAUGUUUUAAAACUAUACAUUUCUUCUGUUGAAAAGGGGAAGUUUAACAAACCCAGCUGCAAAUCUUAUUUGCUUGUAGUUGCUUCAUGCAAGGACAUACUUCUUCCUGUAAAACUUAAUUUUUUUCUGUCAGUAAUUAGAAUUCUUCAGCCCUUUUUAACAUUAUAUCAGAAGGAUUGGCCGAUGCUGCCUUUUCUGUUUUGAGGAAAAUGAUUUUAAAUUUAUUGGAUACUUUCAAAGUCUUAAGGAAUGAAUCUGUCAGUGCAAUGAAAGAGCACUGCGACUUUGCUAAUUUUGAUUUUAAUAAUCAUAAAGGUAGCAUCAGCAAAGUUUCAAUUGGAUUUGUUGCAGGAAAUAUACUGAAGAAACUGCUCGCACAGAAGCAGAUAACUGCUAAAGCUGGGCUGGACCUUCAACAUGACUGCCAUUGUGAAAAAAAUAGCAGAAAAGUCACCCCUAUCUAAUCAGUUAGUUCGAUGCCUUGCAUCCCUAGACCCCAGGAGGAUGCAUCACAGCAGUGAUAAAUCAUAUAAGAAAAUGGCUAUCAUUCUGAAAAUAUUGGCUGGGUGUAUAAAAGUCAAUGAUGCAGAAUGUGAUUCUAUUCUUUUGGAAUCUUUGAAUUUUUUAAUUCUGUUGGAGUAAGUGUUGAGUUUAGAGACUUCAACCAAACAACUCAACGACUGAAUGAGUUUCUGAAGAAACACGUGUGUCCAUGAGUAUUCCAAAGUGUGGAGUGUUGUGAAGAAACUUUUACUUCUUUCCCAAGGGCAAGCUACUGUAGAGAGAGGAUUUUCAAUCAAGCGUCAGGUUGAAGUUGAUAAUUUGAAAGAAAAGACAUACAUAGCUAAAAGGCUUGUGUAAGAUGCGUUAUUAUCCUGUGGGGGGGGGCAAAGGGGAUUGAUAUCACUAAGGAGAUGAAAAUUGCUGCUAGAGGUGCUAGACAGAAAUACCGUCAUCACCUUGACCUUAAAGCAAAAGAGAGAGAGCUUGAAAGGAAAAAAAGACCCCAACAACGAUCAAGAGCUCCAAGAACUGCAGUCAAAAAAAAUUUGUCUGAAGAAGACUGUGACUGAACUCAGCAAAUCAGCUGACAGCUUGCUAGAAAAACCUGAGACAACUGAAAACAUAUUGUUGGUAAAAAAGGCGAAUAGCUUCCGAAGGACAGUAAAAGAAAAGCAAUCCGAAAUUGAAACCAUCGAUGAAAUCAGUGAAUUGACCGAAACCAAGAGGGGAAAAAAAUUUGAAAGUUUUCAUAAAUAAUUGGUAUAUUGUCAUAUCUUCAAUAAUUUAAAUGUAAUUUUAAAAUAUUUUCAUAAACACAUGUUAAUGAAAUUUUUUAUAUUUCUAUGUCACUCAAAUUAUGUAUUUCAAAAAUUGAUGAAAUUUUUUUAUAAUGGAAUUUCAAUUAUCGUUUAUUUUUUUUGCUUCAAAUAGAAGUUAACGAAGCCUUUAAUUUUCAUCUCUUCUUUUAUCCAGUUUUUAUGUGUUUUAUUAUUUUUUUCAAGUUUCAUUUAUGAUUUGGAAACUUUUACUGUGUGUUUAGUGCAUAUAGCUUAGGAGUCUUGUAUAUAUUUACUUCACAUUUGUGUUAAAUCAGCUUAAAAUUUACUAACAUCCUUGACUUGUUCUUGUUAACAUGAUAUAGAUGAUCUUGAAAAUAACCUUUUUUUUCUUUAUGAUAUGUGUUUUUAAAGUUGGUUACAUCUUUAACAUUUUGUUUUAUUAAAAUUUGAUUUUCUAAGGCUUUAUUUGGUAAAAUGUGUAUUUCAAAGGUUUAUGCAAUGUUCUUAAAACUGAAUUUUAAUUAUUGUUUAUUUUAUUUUUUUGCUUCUAAUAGAAGUUAACAAAGCCUUUAAUUUUCAUCACUUCUUUUAUGCAGUUUUUAUGUAUUUUAUUAUUUUUGUUCAAGUUUCAUUAAUGAUUUGGAAAAAUUUUACUGUGUAUUUACUACAUAUAGCUUAGGAGUCUUGUAUAUAUUUAAAUCUAGUACUUAUUUAUUUCACAUUUGUGAUAAUUCAGCUGAAAAUUAUUACUAAUUUAUCUUUUCUUAAGGUAAUUUAAUUCUGCUAAAAAAAAAAUUUUUUUUUUUUUUUAAUGUUUUAUUCUGAAUCCUUGACUUGUUCUUGUUACCAUGAUAUAGAUGAUCUUGGAAAUAACCUUUUCUUUCUUUAUGAUAUGUAUUUUAUAUUAAUAUUAUUACGACUUUAACAUUUGUUUUAUUAAAAUUUGAUUUUCAGGGACUUUAUUUGAUUCUUUUUUUCAUCAUAUUUUAUCACAGAUAUUCAACAAUUAUUUGGUGUAUUUGUUAAUGUUCUUUACAUAUCGUAUGAGACAUGAGUUUUUUACAAAUAAAUAUCUUUUAAUAAUUUUAAAUAGUGUGUUUUCUAUUUUUCUU
Molecule: messenger RNA, 4791 nt
Organism: Parasteatoda tepidariorum (common house spider)
Lineage: Eukaryota; Metazoa; Arthropoda; Arachnida; Araneae; Theridiidae
Source: RefSeq, a predicted model, not a curated record